AUGUCUGAGGCCACCAGCACGAGGAGUAACGGCGGCGGUUUAGCCAGCGGAGGGACCGGGGGAGUGCGGGUGCCCCAGGAACCCUCUCUCAAAGUCGGGGUGGUGUUGUCAGAUGAAAGGGUCGACUUCCUCCGGGAGCAGGCCUUCUGUGUGCUCCGGGUGAAAACGGAUAAGUGGAACCGGUUCAUCGGUGCAGACGAGAACCAGAAGAUAAUACUGGACUUUCUGGACCACAUCUGGACCAACAGACUGCUGCUCUUCACAGGGCCUGGAGGGACACUGCAUGCAGGAGACGCUCAAACGUCUCCACCAUGGAAGACCAAGCUUCUGUGUGUGCUCAAGAAAGGCGUGAAGCGAAUCGCCCGCCAAGGAUUCAGACAUCAAUUCUGGUUGGGAGAGGUUCCCGGAUACCCAAUGGAGCACCUACCUGUUGUCAUCUCUGAGGUGUUGGUGUGUGUACUCUCUAACGGUCUGAACCACGAGGACUGGCCCCGGGUGGUGUCGGACGACAUCCACAGGCACCUGGAGAAACUCCGGAGCAGAGUCGUGACCCUGCGAGGCCGCGCUGAGGGACGGACGCUGCUGCCUCUACCGCUGUGCCUGGAGAGGGCGCAGGCCCAGGACAUUGUUCUCAGCCCAACUGGGUGGCCACUGGACCAUGGCUUGUUAUACUCCAUCGAAACUCUGAUAGUUCAAUGGUCUGGACAGAUUUGGAAUGUGCUGAAGAAAGACUCCGGUAUGGCACUGCUCCAGGGAGAUCACCCAGGCCCCAACGUCGAGCUCCAGUUCUGGACCACUCAGAGGGAAAACCUGCUGGGCAUCCAGUCACAAAUCCAGAGCUCCAAAGUGAAACAAAUCAUGGAAAUCCUUCGACGAGUCAAGAGCAGUUACCACGCUGCCUUUAAGAGCGUCUGCCUCAAAGUCAAUGAGGCUGUGCUGGAAGCAGAGGAUAUAGAUCUGUAUCUGCGUCCUCUGAGGAGACAGAUCAGCAAUUUAGAAGAAAGGAGUUUCCCACAGGUGGACACACUGCUACCACCGCUUUUUCACACCCUCUGCCUCAUCUGGAGUCGCUCCAAGUACUACUGCACUCCACAGUGCAUGGUGGUCCUUUUGCAGGAGUUCUGCAACCUGAUCAUCGACAAGGCCUUUGCCUACCUCAUUCCUGAAGAACUGUUCAAGAUGGAGCUUGAGGAAGGGAUGGAGAGACUACAGAUAAGCAUCUCAGUUCUGCGCAGCUUCAAGCAGUUGUUUCACACUUACCGCCAGAGGAUCCCGACGUACUACCAACAUGGUCAGGACAUCAAGCUGUGGGAUUUUCCUGCCACGCUUGUGUUCAGCCGAUCAGACCACAUCAUGGAAAGGCUCCUUAUGAUUGAGGAGCUUUUCGCCGCAGCAUUAGACUUUCUGAAAUUGGAGAAGAUUGAACUUGGCGGAUCCCGAGGGAAAAUCCUUAGUGAGAUGGUCUUCAGCAUGAGCGAGGAGUUUCAUGACUGCUGGCGGACACUUAGAGAAAGCAAAUAUGACCCCUUGGACUAUACUAAUGAUGAGUUUGUACGUCACUACAGACGGUUUGUGGAGCAGAACAGAGACUUUGACCAGAGGCUGGGGACGCUCCUCAAUUUGGCCUUUCAGCACUCAAAAAACCUGGAGUCGGCCUUUAAGCUGUUACAAAUUUUUGGGACCCUUCUUGAGAGACCCAGAAUUCACCAGCUGUUUUCCCCUAACUACAACGUGUUGCUGAGCAUGUUCAGCCAGGAGAUAGACCUCUGCCAGUUAAUCUUAGAUCAACACAGAGAUGAGUCAGGUUGUGCAAUUCUGGGAAAAAACAUGCCUUUGGUGGCCGGAAACCUCAAAUGGUCACAGGAGCUUAGGAGUCGCAUCCUUACUAAUCGGAGUAACCUCUGCCAGCUGGCCCAUAUGCCUCUGGGCUGUGCUGAGGCAGACAGUGUUCUCCAGAAGUGCGAAAGGGUCCUGGAGGUUUUAGACCAGCAUGAUGAGGAGCUGUUCUCAGAUUGGACUGCGGGACUGGGAGAAAUCUGUCAGACACACCUCAAGGAACCACUGUUGACUCUGGACAAGGAGACAGGCCUGUUCCAGGUCAACUUCAGUCCAGCUCUCGCGUCAGUGCUCAGAGAAGUUAAGUAUCUGGGAAUUAUGAAGAACGAAAACAUUCCUAAAGCUGCUCUCCAUCUAUAUUCUAAGCGAGACAGACUUUAUGUGUACACACAAACGCUGACUUUAGUGACCCAGUGGUACAACAAGCUCCACAGCACCAUCCUGGCUGUUGAGCUGGGGCUGGUGAAGGAAGAGAUGGCCGGCAUGAAGCGGCAGCUGGACCCGGCGGUGCGGGAGCUGACGUGGGCCGACGACGACCUGUGGGACUACAUUCAAAACACACGAGACCUGGUCAAGAGCAUCUCUAGUCGUGUCCAGAAGAGUAAAACUAACGUGGAAGCCAUCCAGGCCCUCAUGGGUAAAUUCAGCAACCGGGCUUUCAUCACUAGAAAGGGUCGUGAUUCCACUCUCCUCAUCUUCUCCGAUAUUGAGGAGAGUGUUUCCAAACAGCAUUCUCUCAUCAGCAGCACAGGGGAGCAGAUACACAAACUGCUGCAGAGUCAGUCUCUGCUCGGCGUUAAGGAUCUGGACAGCAGUGAAUGGCAGGCUUACACGGAAUACGUGGACCGAGUGAUCCUCUCUGGCUUCUCGAGCGCCGUCCGCUGCUCCCUGCAGUACUUAAUGGACAACACUGAUGCGGCUCAGCGUAUUACGCCGCUGUUUGAAGUGCAGCUGGUACUCAACAGCAACGAGAUGACGUUUCGACCUUCAUUAGACUUGAGCCACAGUGGAAACUUCUAUGAUAUUGUGGAUGAAAUGGUGACCAACAUCACAAACAUGGCAUCUUUUAUUUCCAGAGUGGCAAAGCACAAGCAGCAGAAUAACUACCAGUGUGACAUAAAUGAAAUGGAGGAUUUGUCUGAAAUGUGCCACAUAAUCCGCUCACGUGCACGUGCCGCUGUUGCUAAGGCGUGUGAAUACCAGGCAUCCUUUUCCAGCUACCGCUACCUCUGGACUGAUGACAGAACUGAGUUUAUGCGACAGUUUCUGCUCUACGGCCAUGUGUUAAGCACAGAGGAAGCUGAGCUGUAUGCAGACUACGAAUUAAAGAAGAACCCACCCACCCUGGACAACUUUAAAGAGCAAAUAAAUCUCUUUGAGUCUCUGUAUGUGCGAGUGAGCAAAAUGGAGGACAAGAGGGUGUUUUGUGGCUGGCUGCAGCUCGACAUCAGACCCUUCAAACACACACUGAUGAAUGUUAUCAAGAGGUGGAGCUGGAUGUUUAAAGAGCACCUCCUCAACCAUGUAAACCAGAGUGUGAGGGAACUUUCCCUUUUUGUCCAGGAUACAGCUCGGGGUCUUUCUACCAAGGUGUCAGAUGGUGACUAUGCAGGUUUGGUGGCCAUAAUGGGACACCUCAUGGCCAUCAGAGACAGACAAAUCAGCAAUGAACAACACUUCAAACCGCUCAAAUCUACUGCUGAACUUCUCAAAACCUAUGGCCAGCAACUCCCAGAGAGCGUCUACACACAGCUUGAGGAGCUGCCUGAGAAGUGGAAGAGUCUCAGAAAAAUAGCUUUUACAGUCAAACACGAAGUGGCGCCCCUGCAGUCAAACGAAGUUUCAGUAAUCCGCAGGAAAUGCGUGCGGUUCGAGGUCAAGCAGUAUGAGUUCAGAGAAAAAUUUCAAACUGAAUCGAUCUUCAAGAUCGAUGUAGAUGACGCAUACAAACUAAUUGAUAAGUCUAAUCGAGCAGUGGCAGUGAUGGAGAUGGAAAUGAAGAAAUUGCAGGACACGGCUGAUUUGUUUGAGGUCAGCUUUCCGGAUUACAAGCAGCUGCGUCAGUGUCGCUCCGACAUUAUCCUCGUCAAAGCAGUCUGGGACAUGGUCAUCUUUGUGAAGACCAGUAUAGAGGACUGGACCAAAACUCCAUGGAAAGAGAUCAAUGUUGAGCAGAUGGACAUGGAGCUGCGGCGUUUUGCUAAAGAGAUGAAGAUGCUGGAUAAGGAGGUGCGAGUGUGGGAUGUCUAUCUGGGCCUGGAAUCCACUGUUAAAAACCUUUUGACCUCCCUGAGAGCCGUCAACGAGCUACAAAACUCUGCUGUCAGGGAGAGACACUGGCAACAGCUCAUGAACAGCACAGGGGUCAGGUUUGUGAUGGGGGAGGGCACCACCCUGGGGGACCUGCUAGAAUUACAGCUUCAUCGUGUGGAGGAUGAGGUUAAGAACAUUGUGGACAAGGCUGUGAAAGAAAUGGCCAUCGAGAAGGUAUUGGCAGAGAUAACCCAGACAUGGAGUAUUAUGUCGCUGUCAUAUGAGACUCAUACCAGCACAGGAACCCCUCUGCUGAAAGCAGAUGAGAAUCUAAUAGAGACUCUAGAGGACAACCAGGUGCAGCUGCAGAACAUCCUGAUGAGUAAGUACGUGGAGUAUUUCCAGGCGGAAGUGAGCGGAUGGCAGAGGAAGCUAAUGGUGGCCGACCUCGUCAUCUCAUCCUGGAUGUCGGUCCAGAGGACCUGGGCUCACCUCAACAGCAUCUUCACCAACAGCCACGACAUCCGGUGCCAGCUGGCCAAUGACGCCGAGCGAUUUAAAGGCAUCCACACUGACUUUCAGAGCUUAAUGACUGAGGUGGUGAAAAACAGUAACGUUGUAGACGUCACAAACCAGCCUGGUUUCCUGGAGAGCCUGGAAACUUUACAGCAGCGGCUGUCGGUGUGCGAAAAGGCCCUGGCUGAGUACCUGGAGACCAAGAGACUCACAUUCCCCAGAUUUUAUUUCGUCUCUGCCUCAGAUCUAUUGGAGAUUGUCUCCAAGGGAACACAGCCCAAACAGGUGACCAGACACUUGUUGAAGCUGUUUGACAAUAUAGCAGAUCUUCGCUUCAAGGACUCAAGCCGAGAUGCAGGACGUGAAGAGGACGGGGUGGCAGUUGCUAUAGGGAUGUACAGUCGUGAGGGAGAAUAUGUUUCAUUCUCUGAGCCAUGCCCUUGUGAAGGACAGGCGGAGUGUUGGUUGAGCGCAUUAGAGAGCACUAUGCGUUGCACAGUCCGUAAAGAGAUCCAGGAGGCUGUGGCUGCUUAUGAAGACAAACCCCGAGACCAGUGGCUCUUUGACUACCCUGCACAGGUGGGGUUGACUGGAAGUCAGGUGUGGUGGGCCACAGAUGUGGGCAUUGCAUUUGAGAGGGUGGAGGAAGGAUUCGAGACUGCUCUAAAAGACUACAAUAAAAAACAGAUCACGCAACUCAACUCGCUGAUCCACAUGCUGUUAGGAGAUUUAACUCCUGGAGAGCGCCAGAAAAUUAUGACCAUUUGCACCAUUGAUGUCCACGCUCGAGAUGUUGUUGCCAAUCUCAUUUCUCAAAAGGUGACGACAGGACAGGCGUUCGCAUGGCUGUCCCAGUUACGCCAUCGCUGGGAUGAAGAAAGCAGACACUGCUGCGUUAAUAUCUGCGACGCCCAGUUCCAGUUCAGCUACGAAUACCUGGGGAAUACUAACAGACUGGUCAUCACCCCGCUCACUGACAGGUGUUACAUAACCUUGACUCAGUCUCUCCAUCUGACGAUGAGUGGCGCCCCAUCAGGCCCAGCUGGCACUGGUAAAACAGAAACUACGAAGGACCUGGGGCGCUCCCUGGGCAUCAUGGUAUAUGUCUUCAACUGCUCUGAGCAGAUGGACUACAAGUCCAUUGGUAAUAUUUAUAAGGGCCUGGCGCAGACUGGAGUGUGGGGCUGCUUCGACGAAUUUAACAGGAUCUCAGUGGACGUUCUGUCUGUGGUGGCGGUCCAGGUUAAAACUAUUCAGGAUGCUGUACGCAAUAAAAAACAAAGGUUUCAUUUCCUUGGGGAGGAGAUUGAGCUCAAGUCCACAGUGGGAAUCUUCAUCACUCUCAACCCCGGUUAUGCCGGCAGGGCUGAGCUCCCAGAGAACCUCAAGGCCCUGUUCAGGCCCUGUGCAAUGGUGAUCCCAGAUUUUGAGCUCAUCUGUGAGAUCAUGUUGGUGGCUGAAGGAUUCAUAGAUGCUCGUCUUCUGGCACGCAAAUUCAUCAGCCUCUACACUCUGUGCAAGGAGCUGUUAUCCAAACAGGAUCACUAUGAUUGGGGUUUACGGGCGAUUAAAUCUGUCCUGGUGGUCGCUGGAUCCCUGAAAAGAGAGGACCGCAGUAGACCUGAGGAACAGGUGUUGAUGCGUGCUCUGAGGGACUUCAACCUGCCGAAGAUCGUGACCAAUGAUGUUCCCAUAUUCCUUGGACUCAUCAGCGACCUGUUCCCUCAGCUGGACGUCCCAAGGAAGAGAGACCCGAAGCUGGAAAAUGCCGUCCGGCAGUCAGUCGCUGAGAUGCGCCUGCAGCCAGAGGAGAACUUCAUACUCAAGGUGACCCAGUUAGAGGAGCUGCUGGCUGUCAGACACUCUGUGUUUGUUGUCGGUGGCCCAGGGACUGGAAAGAGUCAGGUUAACUCCACCCUCCACAGGACCUAUGCAAACAUGAAGAUGAAACCCGUCUGGAAUGAUAUUAACCCCAAAGCUGUCACCACGGAUGAGCUUUUUGGAUAUUUACAUCCUGCUACCAGAGAGUGGAAAGACGGUCUGUUUUCCUCCACCAUGAGAGAGCUGACAUCAGUCGGCCAUGACGGACCCAAAUGGAUUGUUUUGGAUGGGGAUAUUGAUCCAAUGUGGAUUGAAUCCCUGAACACAGUUAUGGAUGACAAUAAGGUUCUGACUCUUGCUAGUAACGAGAGGAUUAGUUUGUCGUCCUCGAUGCGUUUGCUCUUUGAGAUCUCGCACCUUAGAGCCGCUACACCCGCAACGGUGUCCAGAGCAGGAAUCCUGUACGUCAACCCGCAGGACCUCGGCUGGAGCUCCUAUGUGACAAGCUGGAUAGACACCCGGCAGGCCCAAUCGGAGCGAGCCAACCUGACCAUUCUGUUUGAUAAGUACGUGCCAUACUGCCUGGAACAAGUUCGGUGCAAUCUGAAAACCAUCACCCCGAUUCCAGAGAACAGCAUGGUGCAGACAUUGUGCUCCUUGCUGGACUGCCUGUUGACAGAGGACAACACUCCAGCCGACUCUCCUCGAGAACUGUAUGAGAUCUACUUCGUCUUCGCCUGUGUCUGGGCCUUUGGUGGCGCUCUCUUCCAGGAUCAUCUUAAUGACUACCGCGCAGAAUUCAGCCGCUGGUGGUCGAAGGAGAUGAGGGCUGUGAAGUUUCCAUCGCAGGGGACUGUCUUUGACUACUUCAUCGACUCUGAGACUAAGAAGUUCACUCCUUGGAGUGAGAAGAUGGUGCAGUUUGAGCUGGAGCCCGAUGUGCCACUGCAGACUGUCCUGGUCCAUACGCCAGAGACCAUCUGUCUUACCUACUUUAUGGACCUGCUGCUCCAGAGAGGCAAGCCUAUUAUGUUAGUGGGAAACGCUGGAGUGGGAAAGACCAUCCUGGUGUCCGAUAAAGUCGCCAAGCUGAAGGAAGACUACAUGGUGACCAAAGUCCCUUUCAACUACUACACUACAUCCGCCAUGCUCCAGCGUGUCCUGGAAAAACCUCUGGAGAAGAAAGCCGGUCGUAAAUUUGCUCCUCCUUCGGCAAAGCGACUCAUCUACUUCAUAGAUGACCUCAACAUGCCUGAGGUGGAUGUUUAUGGGACCGUCCAGCCACACACACUCAUACGCCAGCAUCUCGACUACAGCCACUGGUAUGACAGACAACGCUUAGUACUGAAAGAAAUUCAUAAUUGCCAGUAUAUCACCUGUAUGAACCCAACAUCUGGAAGCUUCUCCAUCAACCCUCGACUACAAAGGCAUUUCUCAGUGUUUGCAGUACAUUUCCCCGGUGCUGACGCAUUAGCUACCAUCUUCACCAGCAUCUUGUCGGCACACUUCCUUCAGGGAGGAUUCAGCUUCGGGGUUUCUCGCUCAGUCGGAACUCUCAUACAGGCAGCUAUUUGUCUGCACCAGAAAAUCAGCCAGAACUUCCUGCCCACAGCCAUCCGCUUCCAUUACAUCUUCAACCUGCGAGACCUCUCCAACAUAUUUCAGGGAAUCCUGUUUGCGCUGCCGGAGAGUGUCCGCUACCCCAUGGACCUGGUUCACCUUUGGCUCCAUGAGAGCUCGCGGGUCUACUCCGACAAACUGAUGGAGGAGAAGGAUGUGGAGCUGUUCAAUAAGAUCCUGCUGGACACCGGCAAGAGAUACUUCGAAGGAAUAGAUGAGUCUAUUUUUAUCCACCAGCCGUUGGUGUACUGUCACUUUGCCCAGGGAGUGGGAGAGCCUCGCUAUCACCAGGCCUCAGACUGGGAGAAGCUCCAGAAGACAUUAGCUGACGCUCUGGAGCAUUAUAAUGAGCUGCACGCUGUCAUGGACCUGGUCCUGUUUGAAGAAGCCAUCCAGCAUGUAUGUCGCAUCAGUCGUAUCCUGGAAGCCCCCUAUGGUAAUGCCCUGCUGGUUGGAGUCGGGGGCAGCGGGAAGCAGAGUCUGUGUCGACUGGCUGCAUUCCUCGGCGUGCUGGAGGUUUUCCAGAUCACUCUGCGUAAAGGCUAUGGCAUCAAUGACCUCAAGAGUGAUAUAGCCGCCUUGUACAUAAAGGUGGGAGUGAAAAACAUCGGGACAGUGUUCCUUCAUACAGACGCGCAGAUUCCUGACGAACGCUUCCUGGUGCUCAUCAACGACAUGCUGGCUUCAGGGGAUAUUCCAGACCUGUUCAGUGAUGAAGAGGUGGAUAUGAUAGUAACGUCCAUCCGCAUGGAGCUGAGGGGGUUGGGACUGAUCGACACGAGGGACAACUGCUGGAGCUUUUUCAUUGAAAGAAUACGAAGACAGCUGAAGGUUGUCUUGUGCUUCUCUCCAGUCGGAUUCACGCUGCGUACUCGUGCUCGAAAGUUUCCAGCUCUGGUAAACUGCACCGCCAUCGACUGGUUCCACCCCUGGCCUCAGCUUGCUCUGCAGUCCGUCAGCUCCACCUUCAUAGAGAAGAUACCCGGCCUGGAGCCGAAUGUGAGGGCAUCCAUCAGCGAGUUCAUCUCCUUUGCCCACACAAGUGUCAACGAGGUGAGCGUCAAGUACCAGCAGAACGAGAAGCACUUCAACUACACCACUCCCAAGAGCUUUCUUGAGUUUAUGAAGCUGUACGACAACCUGCUGGGGAAGAAGCGCACCGAGUUGACGCAGAAGAUGGAAAGAUUAGAGAACGGGCUUCAGAAGCUGCAGACGACGGCUUCACAGGUGGAGGACUUAAAAGCCAAGUUAGCAGUGCAGGAAGUGGAGCUGUGGCAGAGGAACACGGAUAUCGAAGCUCUCAUCGCUAAGAUCGGACAGCAGACGGACAAACUGAACCAAGAGAGGGCUGUCGCUGACGCAGAGGAGCAAAGGGUGGCAGCGAUUCAAGCUAAAGUCACCAAACAGCAACAGGAAACCGAAGACGACUUGGCCAAGGCUGAACCUGCCCUGCAGGCAGCCAACACAGCCCUCAAUACUCUUAACAGGCUGAAUCUGACAGAGCUGAGGACGUUUCCCAACCCUCCAGCUAUUGUCACCAACGUCUCAGCAGCUGUUCUGGUGCUGCUCUCCCCCCAAGGCCGAAUCCCUAAAGACCGCAGCUGGAAGGCGUCCAAGAUGGUUAUGAGCAAGGUGGACGACUUCCUGCAGGCUCUGGUGAACUUUGACAAAGAGCACAUCCCCGAGGCCACGGUGAAGUGUGUGAGGGACGAUUACCUCAGUGAUCCGGAGUUCAACCCGGACUUCGUGCGGCAGAAAUCCUCAGCGGCUGCAGGCCUCUGUGCCUGGGUGAUCAACAUCAUACGCUUCCACGAGGUUUUCUGUGAAGUAGAGAUGAAGAGGAUGUGUCUGUCUCAGGCAAACGCCGAUUUGGCGGAAGCUGCAGAGAAGCUGGAGGUUAUAAGGAAGAAACUUGCAGAGCUGGAUAGCAGUUUGGAAACUCUGACGACAGCCUACGAGACUGCCAUGUCAGAGAAACUCCGCUUUCAGGAGGAGGUCAACCACACCAACAAGACAAUUGAGCUGGCCAAUCGGCUCGUCAAAGGACUGGAGAGUGAGAACGUGCGCUGGGCUCACUCAGUGGCUCAGUAUCACCAGCAGGAGGAAACCCUCUGCGGAGACGUGCUGCUGACUGCAGCUUUCAUCUCUUAUGCUGGCUCCUUCUCCAAGAAGUACAGAGGAGAGCUGCUGGAUAACCUCUGGAUGCCCUUCCUGCGCACCCAGAAGGCACCUAUUCCCAUGACCGGGGGCUUAGAUCCAGUGUCAAUGUUGACUGAUGGAGCAAUGGUGGCCCAGUGGAACAAUGAGGGUUUGCCAGGUGAUAAAAUGUCCACGCAGAACGCCACCAUCCUCACUAACUGCGAGCGCUGGCCUCUCCUCAUUGACCCUCAGCUGCAGGGCAUCAAGUGGAUCAAGAGUCGCCAUGGAAACAGCCUCAAGGUUGUCAGUCUAGGGCAGAGAGGUUACGUCGACGUUAUCGAACAGGCUGUUGUUGCGGGGGACACUGUCCUGAUUGAGAACCUUGAGGAGACCAUUGACCCUGUUAUCGACCCCCUGCUGGGGCGGCACACGAUCAAGAAGGGCAGCUGCAUUAAGGUUGGGGACAAGGAGUGUUUCUUCCACCCGGGCUUCAGACUGAUCCUCCACACUAAGUUGGCCAAUCCUCACUACAAGCCGGAGAUUCAAGCCCAGACCACGCUCAUCAACUUCACAGUGACGAGGGACGGACUGGAGGAUCAGCUGCUGGCCCAGGUGGUGAAUCAGGAGAGACCGGACCUGGAGCUCCUGAAGAGUGAUCUGACGAAGCAGCAGAAUAUGUUUAAGAUUGAGCUGAAGCUGCUGGAGGACGAGCUGCUCACCCGACUGUCUGCUGCAGAGAGCAACUUCCUCGGCGACAACGUGCUGGUAGAGAAGCUGGAGACCACAAAGCACACCGCCGCUGAGAUCGAGAUCAAAGUACUGGAAGCUAAAGUUAAUGAAGUAAAAAUAAAUGAAGCAAGAGAACAUUAUCGCCCGGUCGCUGUCAGAGCCUCUCUGCUCUACUUCAUCAUGAAUGAUCUCAACAAGAUCAACCCAAUGUACCAAUUCAGCCUCAAGGCCUUUAAUGUUGUUUUCCACAAGGCGGUGGAGUUGGCAGAGGCGUCUGAGGAUGUAAAAAGCAGAGUAAACACACUCAUAGACUGUGUUACGUACUCCACCUUCAACUACAUCAGCAGGGGACUAUUUGAAAGAGACAAGCUCACCUUUACCGCACAGCUGGCCUUCCAGUUGCUCCUGAUGAGCAAGGAGAUAGAUGUGCGCGAGCUGGACUUCCUGCUGCGUUUUAACAUUGACCACAGUUACGCCAGCCCCCUUGACUUUCUCCCCAACACAGCGUGGAGCGCCAUCAAGGUGAUGAGUUUUACUGAUGAGUUCCGCGGUCUGGACCGGGACAUCGAAGGCUCGCCCAAGCGCUGGAAGAAGCUGGUGGAGUCUGAGUGUCCGGAGAAGGAGAAAUUCCCUCAGGAGUGGAAAGGGAAAAGUUCCCUGCAGAAGCUGAUCAUGAUGAGAGCCCUGAGGCCCGACCGCAUGACUUAUGCUCUGAGGAACUUUGUGGAAGAGAAGCUUGGAGUGAAGUAUACAGAGGGACGAAAGGUUGAGUUUGCAAAGUCGUUCAGAGAAAGCGGACCAGCCUCCCCCGUGUUUUUUAUUCUCUCCCCUGGAGUGGACCCACUUAAAGAUGUGGAAUCACUGGGAAGGAAGUUGGGAUUCACUAUUGACCUUGGAAAACUCCACAACGUCUCUUUGGGUCAGGGACAGGAAACGGUGGCUGAAAUCGCCAUGGAAAACGCUGCGCAGGAGGGUCACUGGGUGAUACUGCAGAACAUCCAUCUGGUUGCUCGUUGGCUGGGUUCACUGGAGAAGCUUCUGGAGCGCUGCUGUGAAAACAGCCAUCCAGACUACAGGGUGUUUAUGAGCGCCGAGCCGGCAUCCACGCCCCAGGAGCACAUCAUCCCGCAGGGCAUUUUGGAAAAUGCGAUUAAAAUCACCAAUGAGCCCCCGACUGGCAUGCACGCCAAUUUACAUGCUGCUCUUGACAAUUUUGACCAGGACAUCCUGGACCAGUGCAGCCGCGAGCAGGAGUUCAAGACCAUCCUCUUCUCCCUGUGUUACUUCCACGCCUGUGUGGCAGAGAGGAGGAAGUUCGGUCCUCAGGGGUGGAACAGAAAAUAUCCGUUCAACACGGGGGAUCUGACUAUAUCAGUUAACGUCCUCUACAACUACCUUGAGGCGAACGCACAGGUGCCCUGGGAGGACCUGAGGUACCUGUUUGGGGAGAUCAUGUAUGGAGGACACAUCACCGACGACUGGGACCGUCGGCUCUGCAGGACGUACCUGGAGGAGUACAUGCAGCCCAACCAGUUUGAUAGGAAGCUCUCACUGGCACCUGGAUUUGUUGUUCCCUCCAACCUGGACUACCAGGGCUACCACGACUUCAUCGAUGAGAUGCUACCCCACGAGAGCCCAGUGCAUUAUGGGCUGCACCCCAACGCAGAAAUCGAAUUCCUGACGGUGACGUCGGAUAACCUCUUUCGCACUUUGCUGGAGCUGCAGUCUCCCGACGCAGUGAUGGGGGAGGGAGCCUCGCAGACGCUUGAGGAGAAGGUGAAAACGAUUCUGGAUGAAGUGCUGGAAAAACUGCCUGAGGAGUACAAUAUGUCCGACAUCACUUCCAAGACAGCUGAGCGAUCGCCGUACAUCCUGGUCUGCUUCCAGGAGUGUGAGCGCAUGAACACGCUCAUCUUUGAGAUACGCCGCUCCCUGAAGGAGCUCGACCUUGGGCUCAAGGGUGAACUGGCCAUGUCGUCUGAGAUGGAGAAGCUCCAGACGGCAUUGUUCUUUGACAACGUCCCGGAUACCUGGACCAAGCUGGCCUAUCCCUCCACAUACAGCCUGGCUAUAUGGUAUAAUGACGUGAUGCAGCGCUGUAAAGAGCUGGACAGUUGGACGCAGGACUUGUCUCUGCCCAGCGUCGUGUGGCUCUCUGGGUUGUUCAACCCUCAGUCUUUCCUCACAGCCGUGAUGCAAACCCUGGCACGAAAGAAUGAGUGGCCCCUCGAUAAAGUGAAUCUCACGGUGGACGUGACCAAGAAAUUCAAGGAGGAGUUCAACCAGCCGGCGAGGGAGGGAGCCUACGUGUAUGGACUUUAUAUGGAAGGUGCGAGGUGGGACACUCAGACCGGGGUCAUCACGGAGGCCCGUCUGAAAGACCUGACCCCGGCGAUGCCCGUCAUGUCCGUCCGAGCGGUGCCCAACGACCGCCAGGAGACCAGGAACAUUUAUGAGUGUCCACUCUACAAGACCAAGAUCCGAGGACCCACGUAUGUGUGGACUUUGAGCCUGAAGACCCGAGAGCGGCCCGCCAAGUGGGUUCUGGCUGGAGUGGCUCUGCUGCUCAGUGUGUGA
Messenger RNA from Salarias fasciatus (jewelled blenny), 13491 nucleotides. It is a transcript of the gene dnah9l, whose product is annotated as dynein, axonemal, heavy polypeptide 9 like. Bases 1 to 13491 code for a protein of 4496 amino acids. The transcript has 92 exons. The record is from RefSeq and is a predicted model, not a curated record. Gene Ontology annotation, biological process: microtubule-based movement. NCBI's taxonomy places the organism in Eukaryota, Metazoa, Chordata, Actinopteri, Blenniiformes, Blenniidae. Gene Ontology annotation, cellular component: dynein complex. Gene Ontology annotation, molecular function: ATP binding; minus-end-directed microtubule motor activity; dynein light intermediate chain binding.